This is a messenger RNA of Penicillium daleae, 1020 nucleotides long. Its product is annotated as alkene reductase. The coding region runs from base 1 to 1020 and encodes 339 amino acids. The record is from RefSeq and is a predicted model, not a curated record. The transcript is spliced from 2 exons. Gene Ontology annotation, molecular function: FMN binding; NADPH dehydrogenase activity. Lineage: Eukaryota; Fungi; Ascomycota; Eurotiomycetes; Eurotiales; Aspergillaceae.
AUGGCUCCCCUGACUCGCUUCCGGUCCAAUGAAGAUUAUGUUCCAAUCCCGGCAGCGAAAGAAUAUUACACCCAGCGAGCGUCCGUCCCAGGAACUUUGAUCAUUGCCGAAGCAACCUAUAUCAGCCCAAAGGCCGCCGGGUAUCCCAAUGCGCCAGGCAUCUGGAGCGCGGACCAGAUAAAUAGAUGGAAAGAGAUCACCGACUCUAUAUGGGCUCUCGGGCGAUCUUCAGACCCGGAAAAUUUGAAAGCAAAUGGGUUCGACUUUGUCUCCAGCAGUCCGGUACCAAUCCAAAAAGGCGAUCCCGUUCCGAGGGAGCUGUCCGAGACUGAGAUCCACGAAUAUAUUGUGGACUUCGCUCAAGCUGGACGCAACGCGAUCGCCGCGGGCUUCGAUGGUGUGGAGUUGCACGGUGCCAACGGCUUUUUGAUCGAUCAGUUUACCCAGGAUACCUGCAAUCAGCGGACCGACUCGUGGGGCGGGAACAUCGAAAAUAGAACGAGGUUCGCGGUGGAGGUCACACGCGCAGUGGUUAAUGCUAUCGGCGCAGACAGAGUGGCCAUCAAACUCAGUCCUUGGAGCGCGAGUCAGGGAAUGAGAAUGAACAGGGUAACGGAGCAGUUUACGCAUCUGAUUAGCCAACUCAAAGACCUGAAGCUGGCAUAUCUCCAUCUUACGAACCCCAGGGUUUCAGUCGAAGAUGAGCCACUCGUUCCAGCAGAGGAAACUGCAACAGACGAAAAUGCGCCGUUCAUUCAAGCUUGGGGAAACAUGAGCCCUGUGCUGUUGGGAGGUGGAUAUUCAGCAGAGUCUGCCAAGAGGGCGGUUGAUGUUGAGUACCGAGAUCACGAGAUUGGAACGGUGUUUGGGCGAUUCUUCAUUUCCAACCCAGACUUGCCUCUUCGGGUCAAGGAGGACAUCCCGUUUACACGUUAUGAUCGAGAUACGUUCUAUACUCCGUUAUUAGAGAAGGGGUACGUGGAUUACCCCUCUCAUGAACCGGUUCAGGCACAGACCUGA